AUGUCGCCCUCACUAAAUUCUCCUGUUCCAACAUUGACUACCCAGCCUUCCAUAUACUCGCCACAGCCUGUCUACCACCCCAACGUCCGGUCACCUUCUCUGCAUUCUCAGAAUCUGAGCGACUUUGGAUCUCCUAGCAAGGUUCCUUCGCUUGUUGGAUCAUCCAUUACUCGCGAUCCUUCUUCGGUGGCUAGCAACUCGACGACUGGAUAUCUGCCCACUCCUACUGACGAUGUGAUGCAUAUGCCUCCGUCACUUGCAAGGGACGAAACAACUCUCAUAUCUUAUUAUAGAAAUCAGGCCUUUCCUGAACACUUUAGGAAUGGGAAAACCGGAAAGAGUAACACCACCCGUGGAUUGGGUGGCUCACGAACGCGCCAGGGGUCGCUUUCUAUACGUAGAGGUUCCCCUAGUCGUACCCGUCCGGAAUCAGAUAAAGUAUCAGCCUCUGGGAAGAGUGUGUCUACUGUGGAGGGAACAAGUCCGACUCGAGAUCCAGCACCUCCCAUGCCCCCGAGAAUGGAGCGACAGCAGGGAACUAGGGAACUGAUAUCUCGUUACGAGAUUCUUGACUCGAUUGCCCAUACCCCUCCUGCUACUUCUCAUCAAUCGCAAGGAUCGACGAUGCAACGACCCCGUUCUACAUCCCAAUUGUCUCGCAGGGAUUUUUCGUUGCCCCCCGUUCCGCCAGCUAACCCAUCGCCCACUCGCAGCCAAGGCGAAGCUAACGUAGAUCGACGGCACGCACCUCAUUCGCACCGUUUUCCCGAAAGCUCUUCUUAUUUUUCAACCUUCGCCCAGAAAGGAGGUAAACUGCGCAACUCUUUCACGAAUCUUGUUCAACUCUUGGGGGACAAAGCCAAAUCUGGCUCCAGGAAACGGAAUUCGGUCUCGCCUUCAGUAUCACCCGGUCGCAUGCUAAAUGCGCUUCCCAAAGGAUUCAAACUCCGACUGAGUAAGCGUGCAAGUGCGGGAUCGAGUCCGUCAAGUUCUCCAGGAAAAGACGGGGGCGGAAGCAAGACAUCGGACCUGUUACCGAAUAUCAACGAGCUGUUGAAUACAGAGCCUAUCAUCUCCGCGCUCCUUCUUUAUCAAUCCCCUGCUCGCCAAGUUCACCCGAGCAUUCCGGAUCAGAAGACCCCACUUUGGAUGCCAUAUACCGUUUCGCUGUAUCCCACUACCAUCAUUCUGCAGGUCCCAAAUCCUGGCCUCUCAAGUUCCAGCAAGUUCCAAAUCCCUCUCUCCGAGCUUUAUGAUGCACAUUCGGUACUGGCGAAGGAUUUACUCCCCGGAUUGAUUCCAUCUCUUGGAUCAAUAUGUCUUCCUCCCGCAUUCGGGGAUGAAAUAUAUGCCUUUGAGGCCUUGUGUUAUGGUGGUCGGAUCGAGCGGUUUGCUGCUCCCACUAUGGCCUCGCGUGCUGCAUGGGUUCGGCAUCUAAUUGAUAUCCUUACCGGCUAUGGCCCGAGUUUGAAAAACAAGGCUGGUAAGUUAGACGGAGUUCAGGGAGGCGAAGCCUUAGUGUCUGGAACUACGCCGAUGCGCUCCCUUACUUGUGUUCAAGGCCUGCCAUCAGUAUCUAGCAUUGUGCCCGUAUCAUCAUCCCCGGGGUCGACCCCAGGGAUGAUCACAUUGGUUGGAGAUAACGCUGAUUCCACCAAGUCUGUUAUAUUCACCUCCAAUCCAAAGUCUUCCGUUGAGGGGUUUCCAAAAACACACACGAGGUCAUCAACCCCAAUAACCCCCUCUGGUCGAGCUCUCAGUUCUAGACUCGAUGCUGUAGGGGAUACCCCUCAGACCGCAUCUGUGUUCCCUAACCCAUGGGAGCCCCCAGCAACGCCCACUCGUCGGGCUACAUCUGGGAUGACUCAAAGAGGUUCCUCACUCCUGAUGUCACCCCGAAGCGACCGAAGCAGAAUAACUGCAAGUCCCUCGAUUUGCCGACUGGAUGAACGGAAUUUGGUCAGGGACAGAUUGGCUAUGUUCGAACACUACACUAGUCCGAGCCCAAGCGCAAGAGGUUCGAUUAGCAGUAGAAGAGGAAAGGAAGGAACUGUCAACUGGGAAGUGUUAUCUGAGGUAAGGAAUGGCCGGAGUGGAACCGUACUCAACCGGGCGGCGAGCAACCUCCGGGAUCCGAGCGCAAGGCCAUCGCCCGCUGUGGGACAAGAGACUCCGAUGUCUUCUAUGAGGAUCCAUAGAGAUGAUAGGUCAUCUUUCGGGCAUGGACGGCCGGCCUUGGAGCUAAAACCGCGUGUCAGCCCGGUCAUUCCCAGCGACUCAAGUGUGAAAUCUAAUAGGUCGACCUUCAUGCACAACGACGUUCCCCGUUUCUCUUUCUUGACAGAUAGAAAUAUGGAAUCGAACAGUAAACCCAUCCAGAUACUGGGAAACCUGCGCCCUUCGAAACGAGUUGAAACCACCCAGCUUCAGCUAUCUCCGAGUUCUAUGAUAAUUACACAGGACUCCUCUUUAAAACCAAUCAUGGAUCGCCUCGACACUCUCCUAUCUGCUUUGCGCGAGAGUGAUGCUGCACAAUCAACCAAGGCGUCUGGGCUGGGGCAACUCAUCAUCAGUACACAGGAUUAUAUCGUUCGAAAUAUAGAGGACGAUACGAAGAAGACUUCCGCGGAGUAUCUUACGUUGCUUAAACACACCGAGAGCCUGGGAAGAAUGAUCGAAUCAUUGAUAGCCAGACCCGCACUGGGUUAUGAAGAGCGGGAGAAUUUGAUUAUCGUCAGAGAAGCUAUUGAACGAAUUGAACAAGAUUUCUUCACAAGGGUGGAAAUGAUUUCUAGUGCCCGAGAGAAGGAAUUUGGUGAAGAUAUGAAGGCGUUUGUUAGCGGACAGAGCGAUGGCUUGAGACAGACGAUCCAGGACCUGGUCGCGAAAUUAGAUCAUGGAUCGAAACAAAACGAAGUCUUGGCUAAACUUGAUACACUCACUCUGGCGGCAACCUCAACUUGUAAUUCAGCCGCUAGAGACGUAGAUUAUUAG
Rhizoctonia solani is the source of this 2994-nucleotide messenger RNA. RefSeq lists its product as uncharacterized. The transcript has 3 exons. Bases 1 to 2994 code for a protein of 997 amino acids. The record is from RefSeq and is a predicted model, not a curated record. NCBI's taxonomy places the organism in Eukaryota, Fungi, Basidiomycota, Agaricomycetes, Cantharellales, Ceratobasidiaceae.